AUGACUGCUAAUCUGAAGCUCAACACCCCACGCAAGAGGGACCACGAAGAAGUAAACCACUUCGUAGAAAAGUUCAAAACAGCCUUUAAGUUAGAGCUACCGACUCGUAGUGAGACCUGGUCGCCACAAAGCAACAACUCGCUCGGCGGCAAAUCAUCCUCCGAGGAGAAAUGUGUGAACUUGAUCAAGUUUAUUUACUACAAAAGACGAAAGACGCUGGAGGACAUCCUCCAACUUCAAGCGCGUCCGGAUCUACAGCAAUCAGAGAGGACGAAGCUCCUCGCAAGCAAACUGCAACUAGCCUACGAUGAGAUACGCACUCCAGGCAAGCCUAGCCGCUCAGAAGAUCGAGCAAUUCAUAGCCUUACCAAGCAGCAUGAACAUGCUUUUGACCUUCGACAACCUAACUUUGAAGGUAUUCGGUCUGGCUUGCAAUCAAAUACUACAGUCCUGAUUGAAAGGCUUGAACGCAAGAGCGAGCACUUGACGGCCAUUGACAUUAUACCUACGACACCUCCAAGUUCUGAAGAGUCCGAUUUCGAAACGGCUCCCGAGUCGCCUACUCCAGCAUGCCAUGGCUCGCCUAGGUUCCCGAGACCAUAUUCUCCAGUAGAGUACCCAGACCUGUCCCCGUCGCGAAAAAGAUGUUCAGAGGACCCUGUGGAGCAUUCAUAUUCCGAGAAAUUCACCCGUACCACCAAUGGUAGACGCAGCAGCUCUCCCCAGAGAAGUGAGAUUCCAACAUCGAAUGUGACCUCCUUUGCUUCUGCCACACCAGCUAUCACAUCUUUCAUCACGUCUUUCACAUCCAACGGGACCAAUGAUACAGAAAUCACUAUUCCACCAAGGAGCUUAGCUACGGACCAAUCUCGUUUCGACAAUGAGGCGAUUUUCGCUGAUAUCGAUCUACGGGAGCAAGCUCAUCUACAGCCCAAGCCCCCCCUGGCAAGCUCGAUGGGUGACCUGGAACUCAAUCUUCUGUUAUCUCCCAGCGCAGCAGACGACACAAGCCCAAUCGAUGGCGACCGACCUCUAGAGUCUGCUUUAGAGCCACAUUAUAUUCGAAAUCUAUAUAAGCAAAAUCUUUUCGUUGACACUAUAUCGGAUAAAUUUGGCUUCUUGGACUUCCUUACUCACUUCGAGUGUACUCGGGCUGCUCUAGUGAACAAGCUACCGCCUGAUGAGGUCAUUGCAAAAUUCUCCACUGAAGUACCGAUUGCCUGGGAUAGCUUCUGGACACGCAUAGAAGGACUACCUAAAAGAGUAUCACGGGGACCCAAGACAUUGUGGCCAUGCUCUUCUGAAGAACCUGGACAAUAUACCCUGAAGGGUAACGUCAUUUUUAACAGCCGCAAUGAACGAUCUCUUUGUAGACUUGAACUCGAACCACCGGUUAAGGAGAUCUCAUGCCGUUUCCAAAGAGUCUUUGGAUCAGAUAGAUUUCUAUACAUCACCUUUCCUACUUCAAGAGGCAUGCCAAAGGGAUUGGGGAUGUACGAAGACAAAUUCGUAACACGAUUUAAAGAAUGGCUCCGCACGAAUCAUAGUUUCGCUGGUCGCGUGUGGCGGGCAGUUCACCUACAAGAGACGAAAACAAGCAAAACGGCACGGCUCAAGAAUGAAGCGUCAAAAUACCGUAUAAUCUUAUUCGCUAUGUCCGGCUGCGGGAUAUUACCACGAAUGCCUCAGCAACUCUUGGGUUCUAUUGCAGGAAAGAGACCGCCAAUGCACGCUGAGAUGAAUCUCUUUGAUCUGAUCAAUUGGUUUAUGCCUUUGUCGCUCAACAAUGACAAGAACUAUUUGAAGGCUUUUGCACGACUGGAUCUGGGCUUCUCGCGCACCAUACCGUUACUGGUUUUCAAGCCGAGCCAGGUGAAAUUCAUACCUGAUAUCAAAGCCGACGGCACACCCGAAUGUACAGCUUUCAACGACCAGAAGCUGGACUGGUCCCCCAGGCCCAAACCAGGCAUGGACAUGACAGAUGGAUGUGCCAGAAUAUCCUCUGAAGCUGCUAGGCAGAUAUGGAAAUUAGCCAAUGAGUCGGGACCAGUCCCAAGCGCCUUCCAAGCACGAAUUGGCGGAGCGAAGGGUGUCUGGUUUGUCGAUGGCUCCACAGAUCGCGUUGAGGAUACAGAUGUGUGGAUCGAGAUUCGCCCGAGUCAACUGAAGUUCAAGGCUCAUCUCCGUGACUCCUCUGACAAGACAUUCGACAAAGAUCGACUCACGUUUGAAAUGGUGACUUAUAGCCGGCCUCUCCAACCUGCAGCGCUAUAUCAAGGGUUCUUGCCAAUUCUCACAGAUCGAGGGGUCAGUGUUGAGUAUAUCACGAGAACUCUGAAGCAUUCGAUGGACCUACAGCGUCAGACAAUUCUGGAUAUUCUGAAGUCGCCAGAUGAUUCCGGACUGCUACUUCAAAAAUGGAUUGAGGAUACGUGCGGGACAUAUAUGGACCACAAUGGCGAAACCAGUAUCCAGGCAGGAUUCUAUUCCUCCCAUACGGAGUGUGUGAAAGCUAUGAUUGGAGCUGGUUUCAAGCCCACCGAGUUCAAACACCUUGCCAACUUAGCCCAAAGCAUCAUUUUCCCCAACCUAUUGGACACCGCUAAGUAUUUCCGUUUGCCAGUAGCGAAGAGUACGAUUGCUAUCGGCAUUGUCGAUCCUUACAUGGUCUUGGAACCUGGCGAGAUAUUCAUUCAAUUUCGCAAGCCUUUCCACGAUAUCAGUACUGGGCAGUCUCGGACGUCUUUUGAAAAGACAGAAGCACUCGUGGCCAGGAACCCGGCACUCAGAAGAUCAGAUCUCCAAAAGGUCAGAAUUGUCUCCAAAGAAAAGCUCCGACACCUUUACGAUGUUGUCGUAUUUCCUUGCAAAGGCAGGCACGCACUUGCGAACAAACUACAAGGUGGUGACUACGACGGUGACACUUUCUGGAUAUGCUGGGAAGAGGAUUUUACAAACUUCUUCAUGAAUGCCCCGGCACCCGUCGAAAAUCCGACUCCAGCAGACUAUGAGAUCUCAGUCGACCAGCGGAGUCUAAAGGAAGUAAUGCGCAAGGAACAUUCGGUCUCUCACUUUAUUCGGGAGGCGUUCGACUUUCGACUGAAGCAAAACCUCUUAGGGGUGGUUACACUGACCCAUGAGAAAUUAUGCUAUGCCGAGGGGACCAUCAGAUCUCCGAAGACUGAAGUCUUAUGCGAUAUUCAUGACCUCUUAGUUGACUGCAUGAAGAAUGGCUAUUCUUAUGAUAACGGGAGGUUCAAUCGGCUCAAAAAAUCGUUUGGUGAUAUCAAAUUGAACGAGUCAAGCAGCGAUCCAGCAUACAAAAGAGCAAUGAAGCAUAUUGCACAGUCGAAAUGGAAUAGCAAAUUGAUUCCGGAAAUUAUGUCGCAUAAGAAUCAGCAUGUCAAGAAUGUCAACGACGACCUCUUCUUUGAGCUAAUGAUCCCACACAUUGAAGAAACCAUCUUACAGGUUUCCAAUAUUCUGCAGAAGGCCAAGGCAGAGGAUGUUGCCCUGUCGAAGCCUUACGACGAUGAGAGAUAUCGUGCUUCUCGUAGUGAGAGUAAUGACAAAGUGAUGCAGAUCGAAAUCAAGCAUAUCGAUGGCAGGUUGGGAAAGAUUCUCGAGUAUUGGAAUAGCAUCAUGACGAAGGAUAUGGAUACAAAGGAUGAGAUCGGUGCAUGCAUCAAAGAAUGUUUUGAUGGAUAUCGAAACGUCUACCCGAUAAACAAAGAGGACCGUGUUGUCUCACGACUGCUUAGACCUGUUGCUUCAGGAGCUCCUUCAGAAUGGUCGUUACUGAAAGCUUCGGCACUGUUUAUCCGAUGUCUAGGUAAGAUCAACAAGUCGCAGUCGCUUGCCUUCCGCAUGGCUGGCUUAGAGCUGUGCUAUAUCAAAGCAGUCUCUUCUGGACGGACGCGAUUCCUCGAACAAAAGAUGUGGAUGUCUCUGAAGCCUCGGAAGGUAGCCUCAAACCGUGUGGUGGACGAAAGCAUAGACGAGCGGGCCGAUGCCGUUCAAGAUGUUUGUGAUGAUGAGGCUCUCGAAGCGAUAACUUGA
Molecule: messenger RNA, 4059 nt
Organism: Pseudovirgaria hyperparasitica
Lineage: Eukaryota; Fungi; Ascomycota; Dothideomycetes; Acrospermales; Acrospermaceae
Exons: 2
Coding region: 1-4059 (1352 amino acids)
Biological process (GO): siRNA processing
Cellular component (GO): nuclear RNA-directed RNA polymerase complex
Molecular function (GO): RNA-directed RNA polymerase activity
Source: RefSeq, a predicted model, not a curated record